AUGACCAACUCAUCAGCCCCGGAGAAAGAGAGCUCGGGCAACGCGUCGCAGUCGCAGCUGAUCAACGCUAGUCCGUUCAAGCGCUGCGUCACAUUGCUCGCCAUCAAGCUGCUGAGGCGCUUUCGCAAACGCAAGGGCGCCGUACUUUUUCUUUCUGAGAAAGUAUGCGUCAAGUACGGGGCCUGUGCUAAUCUCAGCGAGGCUUCGGCCAUGAAGUUCAUUGCGAAACAUACUUCAAUUCCAGUCCCUCGCGUAUACUGCACUUUUACGCAUCGAGGCGAAGCAUAUAUUGUGAUGGAGAGAAUCCACGGGAAACCCGUCGGAUCUGCAUGGUUCAAGCGUUCAGAAGAAAGUAGAGCAAAACUUCUAGACCAGCUGAAGAAGAUGGUUGAGGAAAUGCGCCGCAUAUCGCCUCCAGACAACAUCGGCGUCGCUAAUGUAGAUAGUGGUCCCCUAUGUGACCCUCGGUUGCCGGGAACAUCAGAUUUUUUCGGGCCAUUCAAAACGGUACAGGACUUUCAUAGGCACCUGCGAGGAGGUGUUGAGGCACAUCCAGAUCACCAAGCCGAUAUCAGUGAGCUCAUUUCUUCGCAAGAAAGCAUCCCAUCGGAUCUGGUAUUCACUCAUGGGGAUUUGAGCAGCUUGAACAUUCUCGCUUCUGGGGACGAGAUUGCUGGUAUAAUAGAUUGGGAAACUGCUGGGUGGUACCCUUACUACUGGGAGUACACAAGUGCCUGGAAUGUAAACCCGCAAAACGAAUUCUGGCGAGGCGAGGUGGACAAAUUCAUACAGCCUCUGCCCAAAGAACUAGCGAUGGAAAAGCUCCGAUGGAAGUACUUUGGAGCCUUUUGA
This is a messenger RNA of Exserohilum turcica Et28A, 852 nucleotides long. RefSeq lists its product as uncharacterized. The record is from RefSeq and is a predicted model, not a curated record. The transcript has a single exon. NCBI's taxonomy places the organism in Eukaryota, Fungi, Ascomycota, Dothideomycetes, Pleosporales, Pleosporaceae. Bases 1 to 852 code for a protein of 283 amino acids.